AGUGGCACAUCUUCAAAUAGAGUCGAUCCAGCUGUCGAGGCUGGUAACUCAGGGCUCUGGCCUUCAGAGAUCACCGUGAAAUGUGACUCCAGCUCAGUGGCAGAGGAAGCUGAGACGAUCAUCUGCUUCAACCUUUGCCUUCUUGGCCAGCAACCUUGUGGUCUUUGCUCUCAGAGGGUCUUGGUUGCUGUAACCCUCAGUCACAGAACUUGCCCCCAGUCCAUGUUUAGACAGUAUUUAACAGCUAGAAUUGACUAAACAAAUGCGAAGAGUAGAAAUUGAGACUUUUGCUCCAGUUUGGGACAACUUAGCUUUAGAUUUAGAAUGAGAUGUGUUAGUGAGAGGCUGUUCUGUGCUUCAGACGAGGUGAAGGUGUGUGAUGUGCGUGUUCUAACACACUGUUCCAGAUUGUGACACACAGCACACCAGCACGCACCAGCACACACCCACACACACUGUGCUCUCAGCCCGUGGAGGACAGGAGCAGGUAAAUCAGCAGCAGCUAUUUUACCUCUGGGGUGACACUGACCGAUUGAAACAGGGGGUUAGAACAUGUAGUUCCUGCUGCUCUUCCUUCCCUGUCAUCUCCCUCUACUGAUAAACAGGGGUGUCAAAACAUCUUUAAUAUUUUUGUAAGAAAAGACACAAAGUAGGCCAGCGAGUACCCCUGGGUAGAUGCAGUAACACUUCUCUUGUGCAUUUGUUGGGGUUCCCUUCUUGCUCUUUGGUAGCAGAUGAGGAAGCUGGAAAAAUGGACCAGGGAACAGGGCUCCUUCAGUACCAAGAAAGACAAGCUUGUAAAAUAAACUAGACAGACUUUCAUUACACUAUUUAUCUUUUCUAGCAAAGAUAAAAUUUAUGGCACUUGUGGCUUGUUUUUCCUGACUCCUACCUGCUACAUCUGUCAUUUUUUUUUUCUUUUUUUUUUUUUUUUUUUUACGAAAUGAAUUCCAAAAUCUCAGUAAAAAACUUUACUAGCGUUCUGGAGAAAAGAAAAGUGUUUAAAAUUCUCAUCAACUUCCACUGGAGACCUGCUGAGUGCACCAGAGUUACUCAUUUUUAUUCAGGCUUUCAGGGGUUAGUUCAGUUGAUGUCUGUUCAGCACUCAGAUUGCCAUGUUAACUGAUACCAGUUUAAAAAAAAAAACCACAACUAUUUUUGAGUUAAUAUUUUUAAAAAUGAAGAGACUUUUAAGGAGUUUGGAACUUUGAAGGUUUUUUAGGGGGUUUUUUGUGGGUUUUUUUUUGUUUAUUUUAAAGUUUUGCUUUUUUGCCCAUUCCUUAAAUAAGAUCCAUUCAAAUUCUGAGCAGCUCUUGAAGCCUGCUCAGGAAUAUGGAAGGCAACAACCAAAAUGCUGAGCUGCCUGGGUGUUCAAACCAGCUAAAUCUGAGGGGGUUUCUUUUUUUCUUUUUUUUUUCCCCAGUUCUGGUGGAUAUAGUAACGUUGCAUUAUACAGGGGUCUCUCACUUCCUAGGGAAAAGAAACGCCGCCUUCUAGAGCAUGAAUUCCUUCUGAUUUGUGUUUGAAUGCCCCUGCUCAGCCAAGCAGUGGUCCUUAAUUGCCAUCUGUUUAAGUCUUGGCUUGUGCAAACUAAAGAAAUGUACUUGAAAUUUAACUGUCAGUGAAAUUUAACUUGGUGACACGUUUUGGAAAAAUUUUUCUUACCAAACUUCUACAUGAAAGAGCACCAGGAAUUUUUAGAAGUAGAUGCAUAGGAAUCUGUGUGACCCAAAGUCUGGUUUUGAAGGUGCUAAAGGUCAAAAGUGAAUAGUCCCAUUAAUACCGAAGAAGGGAAGAAAACCUUGCCCUUAACUCCUGUUUUUAUUCCCUUUGUCAAGCAGUCAAAAACCAGUAACUAAUACAAAAACCCAACUUUUCCUCUCUUUAUUUUAGAUUUGGGAAAAUUCCCUGCCAAAAAAAAAUAUCCUGGAAAAUUCACUAGUGUUUGUGAGAAGUUAACUGGAAGUCUUUGAAGAUCAGUAUCUUUGCUGAAGUUGUCCAGGGUUACUUUUAAAAAGAAGAUUUCACUGAUCAAGCCAGUAGAAGACUUUCAGUCCAAGAAAGAGUGAAGUGAGCUCUUGCCAAGAGUGGAGGAAGUCCCUGUUGAGCAAACACUUCUGACCUGAGCUUGUUCUAAGAAUUUGUCCAUUAUGUCCAACCAAGGAGAUGAUUGCUACUUCUAUUUCUAUUCCACGUGUAACAAGGGAGACAGCUGUUCCUUCCGCCACUGUGAAGCUGCUCUGGGGAAUGAAACAGUCUGCACACUGUGGCAGGAGGGUCGCUGUUUCAGGAAUAUCUGCAGAUUCAGACACAUGGAAAUCGAUAAAAAGCGCAGUGAGAUUCCUUGCUACUGGGAGAACCAGCCCGUGGGGUGUCAGAAAUCCAACUGUGCUUUUCAUCACACAAAAGGACGUUAUGUCGAUGGACUCUUCUUACCGCCGAGCAAAACUACGCUGCCGAGUCCACCCGAGUCUGCGGAAGACGAUGGGAAAAUGACUCAGAUGUCACUGCAGCAAAACAAACUUUCUGUCCAGUCCAAUCCCUCUCCACAGCUGAGGGGGGUGAUGAAAGUGGAAAACUCUGAAAAUGUCCCAAGUCCUACACAUCCUCCGGUUGUAAUCAACGCUGCGGAUGAUGAUGAAGAUGAUGAUGACCAGCUUUCUGAAGAAGGAGAUGAAACUAAAACACCCGUCCAGCAACCGGCGACAGAAGCCCAUAAUGGAUUGCGGAUAAUUUCCACUAGGAAAUCCAAUGCUAAUACAAAGCCAGAUGACAAUUUAAAUUUCGGAAUAAAAACACUUGAAGAAAUCAAAUUGAAGAAACUAAAGGAAAAAACAAAAAAACAAGGUGAAGGUCCUUCAGGAGCCUCUGUUCAUCCGCUCCAAUCCCGGACCGUUCCUGUGCCAGAAAAGGAAAAUGUACGGACCGUAGUGAGAACUGUGACUCUGUCUACCAAGCAAGGGGAGGAGCCUGUGAUUCAACUGAAUCUUGCAGAGAGACUGGGUAAACGGCAAACCUCCAUGGCUGGUAAAAGUGUCCUUCCGCUAAAGCGCAACCUUGCUGAGAGGCUGGGAAAGAAGAUAGAGACUCUGGAGAAUGCUGACAAAGCACCAAAGAGAGUUCAAGUCCCCAAGUCUCUGAAGGAGAGGCUGGGAUUGCCCUCUGAGCAGACCAGUACAGAGACAGAGAAGGCUGCUAAGCCAUCAGGAGAGAUCCGCGUGAAGACACUGGAGGAAAUUCGCCUUGAGAGAGCUCAUCAGAGACGAGGAGACCCUCAAGCCAAACCCCAGACCGAAGGACGCUCUAAACCAGAAGAUCCCAGCUCAGGAGCAAGACCUUCCCCUGCAGUUCGUAUCAAAACUUUCUCAGGAGUCCUGGCUGGAAAAAAACACAAACGAUUGGAAGAAGAGAAGCAAAAACCAGAAGAGGUUCCUGCCAAGAAAAAAGUGGAGAGUGAGCCCAAGAAGCAGAGCUUUCUUGCUCCGUCUGUGCCCUGCAAAGUGCAGCUGGCGGAGCCGGCAGGGAAAGCCAAGCCAGCAGAAGUGCGUAUUAAAACCUUGGAAGAAAUCAAGCAGGAGAAAGCUCUGCGGAUGCAGCAGAGCAGAGAAAAUGUGCCAGCUCCACCAGCACAACCCGAACCUGCCCCGCCGGGGAGGAGGCUGUUACGGAUCACAAAGCUGACAGCACCUGGAAGAGAAGAAAAGAAGAUAGUGGAAUUGAACAAAUCUUCUCCCAAAGCUGUCUCUGCACCUGCGGAGCCCUCUGAUCAGAGUGCAACUAAUUCUAAAGUUCAAGUGAAGAACCUUGAAGAAAUGAUGAGGGAGAAGCGGCAACUGAAACGGCGCCAAGAAGAGAAGCUUCAGAAGGAAGCAGCUGCUGUGCCCUCUCUUGUGGAAAAAGUGGUCAAGGAUAAAACUCCAGCAUCAGGGGGUCCUGAAUCCACCGUGGUUUCAGGGUCACCUUAUCAACUUGCCAAGAGGAUAUCGGUGAAAUCACCAGAAGGUGGGGUUGAAAGCCCUGGAAAGGAUGCUGCUGUAUCACUAGGGAAACAGACAGCUCCGCUUCUGGAAAGGAAAACUGAAACCAAACCCAAGCUGUGCCUGAAGCCUUCGGAUGGGAAAGGCACCUCCCCGAUGAAACAGGCGCUGAAGCGUAAGUCAGCGGAGAGUCAUCCCUCUGCUGUGGCGGCUGUGAAACCAUUGAGUGCCACUGGUGGUGACAUGAAGGAGCCUUCAGCUAAAAAAGCAGCUGUGGCCGUUGUUCCUGCAUUGCCUGAGGACAGCCUGGUCUCCAUACCCGGGAGAGAAAAACCCCAAACCAGCCCUGAGCUGCAUAUGGGGAGCCAGGUGGACUCCGUGGGGCAGUCAGAGGUCUCAAGCUCAACUUCACCUUCUUCGGUAGCGGCGAAGACACGUCGGCUGAGCUCCACAGGGGCUGGGAAAGCUCCCUUAUCUGUAGAAGAUGACUUUGAGAAGCUUAUUUGGGAAAUCUCAGGAGGCAAACUGGAAGCAGAAAUCGACCUGGACCCAGGGAAGGAUGAGGAUGAUCUCCUCCUGGAACUUUCAAAAAUGAUUGACAGCUGAACUGCACACUCUUCGAGGUUUAAAAAAAAAAAAACACCAAACAAACCCAAAACAACCCUCCCCCCCCAAUAUUAAAACUGUCUUUUGUUGGAUACCCGGAGGUGAUCCUUUUUCUAGCUGAGGCUUUGCAUUGAGUUUUAAAGCACAGUUGAACUGGUAGAAAUUGGCAAUACCUGCACUUGGUUGUCCUCGAUGUCCCUGCUGGUCAGAGUCCCUUCCCUGCCCGUCGGCGGCCGCCUUCCGCAUUCAGAGGACAAAGCACUUGUUUUUUUGGGGGACAGAGACGUGCCCAUCUGUAAACUGUGCUGGUUGUGACCUGCUCUACUGAUUCUCUGAUGCUCUGAAGGCGUAAACUUAAAAGCUUCUUCCUUCCUCCCAGCCCCAUCUUGGCACAACUCAACCUUCCAGCGCGUUUCCAACCUUUGCUGGUCUGAUUCCUCGGACAGUCGAUACCUAAAGCCCGGAGUUACUAUGUCAACUCUUGAGUUUGGUUUCUGUACGCUAUCGUUUUGACUUUUAAUCAACUUAAUGAAAAAGCCUGGGGGGCGGGAGGGAGCAGGGUAAUUUCUCUCAAGUAUCUUGGACCAAACGUGCUGCGGGGCUGGCGGGGGGGGUCAGCCCUUACUUUGAAUUAUCAGGGACGCUCCUGUGUUUGUGAGAAGCAGCAGCUGGAGAGCACAGCUGGAAUAGCUGGAAUAUCCCCUCCCAAAGCUUUGGGGGAGAGGGGGAGAGAGAGAGGGCUGGUGGGAGGUACUCGGGAUUCCUCCCCGUGUCUGCAGUAAAUUGGUUAAAGUAAGAAUUGGCUUAAAAGUGCCUCUCGGUUCCCAGAAUCUCUCCCCUGAGCUGCUGGGAAGUGGUGGGUGCUCAGAAUCCUCUUUGUCCCUUUGGCACCCACCCAGGGGGGAGUGUGUGCCCCGGGGCCACCCAUCUCAGAACCCGGUGCCUCAGCAGGACCAACCCCCCUGCCCUUUGAUUUUUUUGGGGCCAUUUCCCAGGGAUUCUCACCUCGGUCUCUUCUGUCCCAGCGCUGCGGGUAGAGGUGACGGCUGUCUGUGUGUGUAUGGAUUUGUCACCCUACAAAAAGCCCCCCAGACUGGGGCUGUAUUGAGUACCUUGCCACCGAGUGAUCUGUUUAUCCCCUCACAGAUAUAGUUUGAAUUAUUUUCCUAUUUUUAUUUCGAAGGAACUCUGAAGUAUCUUCCUCCUAUUCGUGAAGCUGUGGGCCCUCAGGCAUUUGCUGCUGGCAGAGGAAAAAAAAAAUAGUAGUUUGGUUGUAAAUACGUUCUUUUUGGAAAGAAAAAAAAAAAAACAUUUUUGUGUGCUUGGCUCAUCCACUGUGAUGUCUUAGUUCCUCCAGGAAAAGUUUGGGAGUCGGGCUUUCGGCCUGGGCCCCCCCGCUUUCUGUAAAUAUUUUAUUCUUCCCUUUUAUAUUUGUAUUCUAUUUAAGGUAUUGUAUUGAAACGUAGCCUGGCCUCCUUCCGCGCCGGUAGGUGAACCGUUCCAAGCGUCAGCAAGUUAACAAGUGGUUUUUAAAGAAAUAAAAAAUAUAUAAAACUGCCA
Molecule: messenger RNA, 6143 nt
Organism: Calidris pugnax (ruff)
Lineage: Eukaryota; Metazoa; Chordata; Aves; Charadriiformes; Scolopacidae
Gene: ZC3H11A
Product: zinc finger CCCH-type containing 11A
Exons: 18
Coding region: 2151-4583 (810 amino acids)
Molecular function (GO): metal ion binding
Source: RefSeq, a predicted model, not a curated record